GGCAGUGAAUAGCCACAGCCCAGUGCACCCUGGCCAUGCCCCAUACUGGGGGGUGGGUUCUUGGGGGGCUGUUUCCUGUUCCUCAGUGGCCUGAGCCUCAGGCCUCUAUUCUCCCUCCUCUUGGGACCUGUCCUGCCCUCUCUGCCCACCCCCCGAGGAGGCCGUGGGGGGGUCCAUGGCCCCAGAGAGCCGCCCAGGCCUCUUGGCUUCAGCUUGCGACUCGAGCUCAGCUGCUGCCCUCGGUCUGGCAGCGGGACAGGCAGAGCGCCAGCCCCCCGCCCGGCAGCGUCCUUGUAAGGCCGGGACAGAGGGCGACGGGCUGGGGGGCAGGCGAGAAGGAGGCAGGCGACAAGAGGAGAGGAGAGCGCGGCCCAGGCCCAGGACGAUGCAGGCCCUUCUGACCGCCCGCGUGGGAUCCCUCCGCUCCUUCGCCACCUCCACCCGCCACCAGGUGAAAAACAAAGUCCUUGAACAUCAGAAGCUCUUUCAGGCGGAUAACGGCCUGCCCGUGCAUCUGAAAGGGGGCAUGGUGGAUGGCUUGCUGUAUCGACUCACUAUGACCAUCACUGUCUUUGGCUGCUGUUACUCAGUCUUCUCGCUGGUCAGAGCUGCUUUCCCUCAGAAGAACAAAUGAGAUGGCAGCCUGUAAUAGCUGGUUCCCCUGCCCCACUGGGGCCGGUUUGGGGCUGGAAGCAGAGAGCCAUGUACUUUAAGAAAACCCCAAUCCUCAGAAAUCAAUAAAAAGCACCUUUAAAAACUG
This is a messenger RNA of Mauremys mutica (yellowpond turtle), 760 nucleotides long. Its product is annotated as cytochrome c oxidase subunit 7A2, mitochondrial. The transcript is spliced from 4 exons. The record is from RefSeq and is a predicted model, not a curated record. Gene Ontology annotation, biological process: mitochondrial respirasome assembly; regulation of oxidative phosphorylation; mitochondrial electron transport, cytochrome c to oxygen. NCBI's taxonomy places the organism in Eukaryota, Metazoa, Chordata, Testudines, Geoemydidae. Bases 176 to 634 code for a protein of 152 amino acids.